AGUGCGAGCUCCAAUAUUUUUUUUUAAUUUACCGCAAAUCCGUGCCACAAUGGAUUCCAAAUACAACAUUACGAGCAAAAAUGGCAACUCUGCGACGCCCUUUCGACACACCUUCAAUGCCCAAGGCAACAAUUCGAACGAAAACAAUCACAAUGGCAACGGGAAACUCCUGAGCCUCAAGAGAAAAUCCUUCGGCGAGAACGGAGGCAGCAACGGAGCCAAAAAAUUCCGCCUUGACAGACCCAUCACCGGCAAAUCGCUGCAGGAACAACGACGAGCUCUUCCAGUUUACAAUGUCAAGGACCAAUUAAUUCAGGAGAUUGAAUGUCGUCACACGGUAAUAAUUCUCGGGGAAACGGGAUCUGGGAAAACAACACAAAUACCUCAAUUUUUACACGAAAUGGGAAUGUCGGACGACGGAUUGAUUGGCAUUACACAACCUCGUCGUGUCGCUGCGAUAUCGGUGUCGAAACGCGUUGCUGCCGAAAUGAUCACCGAAAUUGGCUCCGUGGUCGGGUACAAAGUCCGUUUCGAGGAUUGCACGUCGGAAAAGACAAAAAUUAAAUUUCUCACGGAUGGUUCGUUGUUGCGCGAAGCACUUGGCGACAAAAUGUUGCGAAAUUAUCGCGUAAUUAUCCUGGAUGAGGCACAUGAACGCACAAUUAACACCGAUAUUCUCUUCGGGAUCGUCAAAGAAGCACAAAGAGCCCGGAGAAAUAGUUCCUCGAAUAUUCCGCCGCUGAAAAUAAUUAUCAUGAGUGCGACAAUGGAUGUCGAUCACUUUUCCGAGUACUUUAAUAAUUGUCCGGUGCUGUAUUUGGAAGGCAGGACACACAAUAUUCGGUUUAUGCACAUCAAGCAGCCGCAAUCUGACUACGUUAGUACCUGUUUGCAGACAAUAUUUGACUUGCACAAGAGUGCGCCGGAAAAUGAAGAUUUUUUGGUUUUUCUUACCGGACAAGAUGAAAUUGAUGCGAUGGUCAAUACAAUUAAACAGAUUUCAAGUACAAACUCCUUGGAUGGUCCCCGAAUCCGCCCAUUUCCCCUUUACGCUGCCCUGCCGUACCGCAAACAGAUGGAAGUCUUCGUGCAAUCGCUGCCAAACACCCGCAAAGUCAUCCUUUCAACCAACAUCGCGGAAACCUCCCUCACGAUACCCGGCAUCAAGUACGUCAUCGACUCGGGCAUGGUAAAAAUGCGCACCCAUGACCCCGUCACCGGCAUCGACACCCUCAAAGUUGCUCGUGUCUCCAAAGCGCAAGCCUUGCAACGUGCUGGUCGCGCAGGACGUGAAUCCGACGGCUUUUGUUAUCGCGCCUACACCCUCAACGAAUACGAAUCCCUCGCCAAAUCCACAAUUCCCGAGAUAAAACGCUGCAAUUUAGCCUCCGUCGCGCUGCAACUUCUCAACAUGGACAUUGAAUACGAAAAAUUUGACUUUAUCGAUUGUCCGCCGAUGGAAGGGGUCAAAAGUGCGGUGCGACAACUGCUGAAUUUGGGAGCCGUUAAUGAAUUAUUGAAGCCACAACUGACAGAUUUGGGCAAAAAAAUGUGCAAAUUUCCGCUGGAUCCGCAAUACUCGAAAAUUUUGUUGGCAUCGUCGGCGUUCAAUUGUGUCGAGGAGAUGUUGAAUAUUAUUUCGGUGUUGUCGUCGGAAAAUGUCUUCGUUUAUCCGAAUGACAAGAAGGAGUUGGCAAGGGAGAGACAUGCGAUGUUUGAGGACAAGCAAGGCGAUCACAUCACGCUUUUACGGAUAUUUAGGGCUUAUUUGCAGACGGAAAAGACGAAUAAUUGGUGUCGUGAUAAUUUUUUUAAUAAUAAAUCGCUGGAAUAUGCGAAGCAAGUCAAACAGCAAUUAAGUGAAAUUUGUCAUCGAUUGGGCAUGCCAGCAAGUAGUUGUGGAUCAGAUACCGAUGCUGUCCGCAAAUGCCUCAUCACGGGUCUCUUCAACAACAUCGCGGAACUCCAAUCCGACAAUCACUACAUAACCAUCUCCACAAAUCGCCAACGUGUCAAAAUCCACCCAUCCAGCGUGUUCUGUGAUAAGGAAAAACCCAAGUUGAUUCUCUUCUCUGAAUUAGUUUCGACCGGAAGAACGUACGUUCGCACGGUAACAGCUCUCGAGCCCGAAUGGAUCACAGAAUUCCUCCCAAAAUUAGUGCGAAAUGCGAGUUUAGCGAAUGGCAACAGCAGCAAAUCAAACGGCAAUUUAUCGGGUGCCAGUUCAAAUUUGUUUAGAUUUUAAGGAAAUUAUUUUUUUUUGUACUAUUUAAAAUAAAACUGAAUGACUUUCAAA
Messenger RNA from Culicoides brevitarsis, 2296 nucleotides. It is a transcript of the gene ath, whose product is annotated as ATP-dependent RNA helicase DHX33. The record is from RefSeq and is a predicted model, not a curated record. The transcript has 6 exons. Gene Ontology annotation, molecular function: double-stranded RNA binding; helicase activity; ATP binding. Gene Ontology annotation, biological process: positive regulation of transcription by RNA polymerase I. Gene Ontology annotation, cellular component: intracellular anatomical structure; nucleolus. The coding region runs from base 50 to 2245 and encodes 731 amino acids. Lineage: Eukaryota; Metazoa; Arthropoda; Insecta; Diptera; Ceratopogonidae.